CAGCUAAUAUGAGAACUCUGACCUUUCCAAUUUAAAACCAUACCUAAUUCGUGUAUUAUACUAUAAAUUAAAACAAAACUUCAUCUUUCUCAUGCUCCAUCCACAUGAUCAACUUGAUUUAAAACCUAUUUCUCUUCAACUCUCUUUCUUUCAACCUUCCAUAUCCCAAACUUCAAUAAAUCCACUGAUUUUUAAAGGGAGAGGCAGACAACCGAAAAUCAACCAGCAGCGCUACUAGGCAAAAUCCCCAUCCAUGGCCAGCGCGGCCUCUAGCCCACAAUAUCAUCCCAUCUCCAAGCCCCCCAAAGGCCUUGCCAUCAAUAUCCCUCUCUCCUUUAAAAAGAAGAAUCUUUAUUCUUUAGCCCUUAUCCUCUUUCUCUGCAUUUUUUCUUAUCUCUUCGGCCUCUGGCAACAAACCAGCGGCGGCUUUACACCCAACACCGCCACCAGUAAUACGAUUUCAAUCCCAUGUAACACUCCCAAAACCAUCAACACCGCAAACACAAGACAGGAAGAACUGCUAGACUUUGAAAGCCACCACACGGCGGACGAUGGAGGAACCACGGUAGCGUCCGAGGUCAAAAUCUACCCUCCAUGCAACGUGAACUUCAGUGAGUACACCCCAUGUGAAGACACUCGAAGAUCACUGAGAUUUAGUAGGCGCAACCUGAUAUACAGAGAAAGGCACUGCCCAGAAAAAGAUGAGAAAAUAAAGUGCCGUAUUCCAGCUCCUUACGGUUACAAGACCCCGUUCAAAUGGCCGGCGAGCAGGAACUACUCCUGGUAUGCGAACGUGCCUCACAAACACCUUACGGUGGAGAAGGCAGUGCAGAAUUGGAUCAGAUACGAGGAUGAUCGUUUCAGAUUUCCUGGGGGAGGGACUAUGUUUCCUAAUGGUGCCGACGCGUACAUCGAUGAUAUUGGGAGGUUGAUCAACCUCAAAGAUGGUUCUAUUAGGACUGCCAUUGAUACCGGCUGUGGGGUUGCAAGUUGGGGUGCCUAUCUUCUGUCACGUAACAUACUAACAUUGUCAUUUGCACCGAGGGACACCCAUGAAGCCCAAGUGCAAUUUGCCCUAGAAAGAGGAGUUCCUGCUUUAAUCGGAGUUCUCGCCUCCAAGAGACUUCCAUACCCAUCUAGAGCUUUUGACAUGGCUCAUUGCUCUCGCUGCCUUAUUCCAUGGGCUGAGCUUGGAGGAUUGUAUUUAAUUGAAGUUGAUCGAGUUCUCCGGCCUGGUGGCUACUGGAUUCUGUCUGGCCCUCCGAUCCGUUGGAAGAAAUAUUGGAAAGGCUGGGAGAGAACACAGGAAGAUUUGGACGCUGAACAGACUAAAAUUGAGAAUGUGGCUAAAAGCCUGUGCUGGAAAAAGUUGGUAGAGCGAGGCGAUAUCGCUAUAUGGCAAAAACCACUCAAUCACUUAAAUUGCGAAGUUAACAGGAAGAUUACACAGAAUCCAACCCUCUGCCCAGCAAAUCAGGAUCCAGAUAAAGCUUGGUACACAAAAUUGGAGACUUGUUUGACUAAUUUGCCGGAGGUAUCGGACAAUGAAGAAGUUGCAGGUGGAAAAUUGAAGAAGUGGCCUGAGAGACUGAAUGCUAUCCCACCAAGAAUCAGUAGAGGAACUGUAGAAGGAGUGACAGCAGAAACUCUUCAGAAAGACAUGAAGUUAUGGAAUCGGAGAAUAACAUAUUAUAAAACCGUGAACAAUCAAUUAGGACAAGCUGGAAGGUACCGUAACCUUUUGGACAUGAACGCUUACCUGGGUGGAUUUGCUGCUGCUCUAGUUGAUGACCCAGUUUGGGUAAUGAAUGUGGUUCCUGUUCAAGCCAAGGUCAACACUCUUGGAGUCAUUUACGAACGAGGAUUAAUUGGAACAUAUCAGGAUUGGUGUGAAGCAAUGUCUACUUAUCCAAGAACUUACGAUCUAAUUCAUGCCGACUCUGUGCUCAGCCUCUAUCAGGGCAGAUGUGAAAUGGAAGAUAUUUUGUUAGAGAUGGAUAGAAUUCUGCGGCCUGAAGGGAGUGUGAUCUUUAGAGAUGAUGUUGAUAUAUUAGUGAAAGUCAAGAGAAUAACUGAUGGAUUAAACUGGGAUAGUCAAAUUGUUGACCAUGAAGAUGGACCUCUUCAAAGGGAGAAGCUUCUUUUUGCAGUGAAGUCUUACUGGACAGCUCCUGCUACCCCUGAUCAAAAUUAAUGGCUGUGUAUCUUCUUAGGGGCCUUCAAUAUUUAAUUUGCUUCGUUUUCAGUUAGAUUCUUAUUGUUGUAUUUUUCUUCCUCUUUUUAAUUUAUAAAUUUUAAAGGCAACAUGCACCAUUUCACAUGUUUAGAACUGUCCAAAUUAUUAAUUGUACACCUCCUGAAUUGGAUAUAGAUCAGCCUCUUAAUUUUUCCUUUUUCCAAUAUUUGUAUUCAUUAGUAGUAUUACUGAAUCAAUGUUAUAUCUUAAUAUUUGGUUGUUUGUGGA
Messenger RNA from Hevea brasiliensis (rubber tree), 2464 nucleotides. Its product is annotated as probable methyltransferase PMT16. The transcript has 6 exons. Bases 254 to 2194 code for a protein of 646 amino acids. Gene Ontology annotation, molecular function: methyltransferase activity. Gene Ontology annotation, cellular component: endosome; cytoplasm; trans-Golgi network. The record is from RefSeq and is a predicted model, not a curated record. NCBI's taxonomy places the organism in Eukaryota, Viridiplantae, Streptophyta, Magnoliopsida, Malpighiales, Euphorbiaceae.